Molecule: messenger RNA, 2840 nt
Organism: Vidua chalybeata
Lineage: Eukaryota; Metazoa; Chordata; Aves; Passeriformes; Viduidae
Gene: CSNK2A1
Product: casein kinase 2 alpha 1
Exons: 13
Coding region: 439-1614 (391 amino acids)
Biological process (GO): protein phosphorylation
Cellular component (GO): cytosol; nucleus; protein kinase CK2 complex
Molecular function (GO): ATP binding; protein serine/threonine kinase activity
Source: RefSeq, a predicted model, not a curated record
AUGUAAAUUAUUCUAUGAUUCUGUCGUCAUUGCAGGAAUUAAUAAAUGACAACAUUCUGUUUGGAUUCUGCAGAAACAGAACUAAUCUUUUAUAACAAGCUCAGGGCACUUUUCUAGGUGCAAUUGCUGCUCCUACUGUAGAUUUUUCUGCUUUAAAAACUGCAGGCUCAACUGAUGCUUGCAUGUCAACACCUGUCCCCAUUAUCUGUCCUUAUUUGUGUCAUUCCCUUCUGCCAAAGAGCUUGGAUCCACUGCAAAAUAAUCCCCUUCCAGGGGCACUGAAGGCAAAAAUCUAUACAAAUUCCUUGGCAGUUUUGAGCAGAGAGCGAGCAGCUUUUAGGCAGGGUGGAGGAAUCUGAGGCCUUUCUCCUCUGUCAGCACUGCAGACCAGGUCGCCUCUGAUUUCACAUCUCACUUCCGCCUGCCAAGCUGUCUGAUAUGUCGGGACCCGUGCCGAGCAGGGCCAGAGUUUACACGGAUGUGAACACACACAGACCCCGGGAGUACUGGGACUAUGAGUCUCACGUUGUUGAGUGGGGAAAUCAAGAUGACUACCAGCUAGUUCGAAAAUUAGGCCGAGGCAAAUACAGUGAAGUAUUUGAAGCCAUCAACAUUACAAAUAAUGAAAAAGUAGUUGUUAAAAUUCUCAAGCCUGUUAAAAAGAAGAAAAUCAAGCGUGAAAUCAAGAUCUUAGAGAACUUGAGAGGCGGUCCCAAUAUAAUCACCCUUGCAGAUAUAGUAAAAGAUCCUGUGUCUCGAACACCCGCUCUGGUUUUUGAACAUGUAAACAACACAGACUUUAAGCAAUUAUACCAGACAUUAACAGAUUAUGAUAUUCGAUUCUACAUGUAUGAGAUUUUGAAGGCUCUAGAUUACUGCCAUAGCAUGGGAAUCAUGCACAGAGAUGUCAAACCUCACAAUGUCAUGAUUGACCAUGAGCACAGAAAGCUUAGACUAAUAGACUGGGGUUUGGCUGAAUUCUAUCACCCUGGCCAAGAGUACAAUGUCAGAGUGGCUUCCAGAUAUUUCAAAGGACCUGAACUUCUUGUAGAUUAUCAGAUGUAUGAUUACAGUCUGGAUAUGUGGAGCUUGGGUUGCAUGUUGGCUAGUAUGAUAUUCCGAAAGGAGCCAUUUUUCCAUGGCCAUGACAACUAUGAUCAGCUGGUGAGGAUAGCCAAGGUUCUGGGGACAGAAGAUCUGUAUGACUACAUUGACAAAUACAACAUUGAGCUGGAUCCACGUUUCAAUGACAUUUUGGGCAGACACUCCCGUAAGCGAUGGGAGCGCUUUGUCCACAGUGAGAACCAACAUCUGGUGAGUCCAGAAGCUCUGGAUUUCUUAGACAAGCUGCUGCGAUAUGAUCACCAGUCACGACUCACAGCAAGAGAAGCCAUGGAACACCCCUACUUCUACCCCAUUGUGAAAGACCAGGCUCGGAUGGGCUCGUCCAACAUGCCGGGUGGCAGCACUCCUGUCAGCAGUGCGAGCAUGAUGUCAGGGAUUUCUUCAGUGCCAACACCUUCACCCCUUGGACCUCUAGCAGGCUCACCUGUCAUCUCUGCCACCACCACCCUGGGGAUGCCGGUUCCAGCUGCUGCGGGCGCCCAGCAGUAGUGACGGGCUCUGUCUCCUGCUGCCUGAGCUGAGUCAGGUGGGGAAGAGGUUUCCCCCUCCACCUCUCCUCAGGACGCAGCUCGUGCCUGGCAGGGGAAGGGAGGGGAUGAACGCUUUGGAGACACCGUGUCUGAACUGUUGCUUGUGGAUUUAUAGUAGUUCAGUCAUUAUAUACAAAAUUAUUAUAGGCUGAUUUUUCUUUUUUUACUUGAACUUUUCGUAACUCAGGGGAUUCCCUGAAAAUACCUACAGAUGGAAUACUUCUUGGACAGUUUUUCUUCCCCCCCCCCCCACCCCUCCCCCCCCCGAAAAAAACAAACAAACAAACAAAACAACUCUUCAUGUAAUAACAAAGAUGAAUCAACAGCAUUUCCAAGCUCUUGCAUCCUGCUGGAAAUCUCUUCUCUUCAUGUUCCCACCAUUAUUCCUCCACAAGCCUUGGGGGAUUGUGCUGUUCUCCAGAGACUACCAAACCAAGUCUUCAUGAGGCAGGGGAGGGGAUUCUUAAAGUACCACUCACUUAAACCCCAUGUCCUGCAUAUGUCCCAGCCAGGGUACACUGAGGAGACAAUUCCAGUAGGGAGAGGUGGGAUAAGCUUAAAAGGAGUAAGUGCAGAUAGUGUCCAAAACUCUAAUUGGAUUGGAUAAUGUCUCCUUAGGAGUCAACCAGAAUGCUAACUCACCCCUUGCAUGUAAUUUUAGUCUUAAAAAUGAAGUUACUGAUCCAGUUGGAGUCCUUGGCACCUCCUGAGACAGGUGCUCCUGUAGAGUAAGCCCUGCUCUGAUCAGCCCCUUUCUUGUGGAGGGUUCUUCCAGCCAUUGCUUGGCUUGGAUCUCUGAAAUUAAUUUGUUAUUGGGUAUAUUGUUUUUAAAUUGUUUCUAUAGGUUUCGAGCUGGUGGCUACUUAAAGCUGGAAAAAUCAGACUGCGCCAAGUCCGAUCCCACAUCUUCACCCACCAUCCCCUCCCUCACGUGCCAUGUGGUGAGAAUACCAGUUACCUCACAGUCUUGUAAAUAUGCACUGAGAGGAAGGAGCCAGGAGACGUUAACUUAAACUGAAAUGGUAGAUCAGUAAUUGUGGACAAAUAUUACCAUUGACAACGGAAAAGCACCCUUGUUACAGCCCUGCUACCCCUUGCUGUGUAUAUAUACUUUGUCCUUCAUAUGUGAAAGAUCCAGUGUUGGAAUUCUUUGGUGUAAAUAAACAUUUGGUUUUAUUUAUCGAG